CUUCCUAACAUAUAUAGCUGUCUACUGCCAAAAUGGAUGUCCAAUACCCAUUUUCCUUGUGAGCUUGAAGAACACACCCUCUUUUGCUAUAUUCCCUCUCUCUCUACUUCAUGUUUAACAGCUUGUCAAGGGCCUGUGCUUGCCCCACUUCCACAAUAUUCAACUGAGUUGAGUUUCUGAUGAUAGCAUAGCACCUUAACACCUCUCUUUUCCUUGGAUCUUUCUUCCUACCUUCAUGCAUGGCUUCCUAAAAGGAACAAAGUUUGUCAUUUCAUUUCACUCUGCUUCUUGAUUUAUUUAACUUGAGUUGUUAAAAUGGGAAAAAGAGUUCUUUUCUGCAAAUAGAGUUUGGAAGAAAAAGAUAACAUUUUCUACAAUGCCAGUUCCACUUGCCCCCUACCCAACAACACCCCCAGCUCUAUACACACAUGCGCCAAAUGGUGCACAGAGUCAACUUGUCUGUUCCGGGUGUAGAAACCUUCUGCUAUAUCCAGUUGGAGCCACCACUGUGUGCUGUGCUGUUUGCAAUGCAGUCACAGCAGUUCCACCUCCUGGCACAGAAAUGGCCCAGUUAGUUUGUGGAGGCUGUCACACUUUGAUCAUGUACAUCCGCGGCGCCACAAGUGUUCAAUGCUCUUGUUGUCACACGGUGAACCUAGCUUUGGAAGCAAAUCAGGUGGCACAUGUCCACUGUGGGAACUGUAAGAUGCUACUCAUGUACCAAUAUGGAGCAGGAUCUGUCAAAUGUGCAGUUUGCAGUUUUGUAACAUUAGUUGAGGCCUCAACAAGCAUCAAUGAGCAGAAAAUCAGCACCUAAAUCUUUGUGUAGAAGUUGUUACAGACUCCACUCCCUUGGUUUUGAUAGUUACUAACUUACUAUCAGUAACCUUGAGGAAUAACAGGUGCAUGAAAUUGCAGAGGAAAUUCUCUUCACAUGUAUAGAGCUACUAUUGUCCCCUUGAAUACAAUGAUUAAAUAAUUUUGGCAUUGGUUGUAUCAUGUAGCACACAGUUUGGACUUUGGAGUGCUAGUUGACAUGUGUCUACUUCUAGUUGUAAACCUAUUCGGGAAGGGGUCUUGUCCCAUCAGUGUCUAUUUAGCAUUUGGAAUAGCUGUUUAUGAUAAGAUUAUUGAUUCUUAGUGCUUUUGAAAAUUCGCACAUUUAUUAUUUAGAUAAGGUAAGGUACAUUUGCCUUACUAAUUUUGUCUAUGAAGAUUGAAAGAGAACCAA
This is a messenger RNA of Lotus japonicus, 1231 nucleotides long. Its product is annotated as protein LOL1-like. The transcript is spliced from 6 exons. Bases 377 to 817 code for a protein of 146 amino acids. NCBI's taxonomy places the organism in Eukaryota, Viridiplantae, Streptophyta, Magnoliopsida, Fabales, Fabaceae. The record is from RefSeq and is a predicted model, not a curated record.